Molecule: messenger RNA, 1992 nt
Organism: Plasmodium fragile
Lineage: Eukaryota; Apicomplexa; Aconoidasida; Haemosporida; Plasmodiidae
Exons: 1
Coding region: 1-1992 (663 amino acids)
Source: RefSeq, a predicted model, not a curated record
AUGCAGGCGGAAUACUACCCAAAGCAAAACGUAGUGUCCCUGAGCUUCGAACUGAGCUGCUGGGCCAAAGCGUUCCUUACCGACUUACGAACAACAAAGAAUCUCCUGAGUUGCACCAAGGCGUCUAUCAUAAUAAAAAAAAAAAAAGAAAUUCGAAAUUUCUAUUUGUAUAAAAUUAAAGUGAAAUUACUAUAUGACAGUUCUUCCAAUCGUCCUGACGUUUCAGUUGAGGGAGACACGUGUAGGCAAACAAGUUCACCACUGGGUGAUCCCUCAGGAGGAAUUGAGACCCCAUGUGACUCACCCCUCCCACAUGAAAAGGGCAACUCCUGCAAUACAUUCAGUGAUGCAAAGGGAGGAAGUAAAAACAGUGUGAUUUGCAGUGAGGAAAACGAAGUCAGGACGAGUAGUAGAAAGGCAGCAAAUUUUGAGAGAAAUGAUGGGACGGGUGGGGUGAACGGUAGUAGACCCUCUCCACUGUAUACUGGAGAGGAGGAUGAAGCUGUAAGGGGCAAGAAGUGCACACCGGUCAGCGUAGGACACCGAAGGGGGCACCAGUUCAAUGAGACAAAUAAUAAUACAAAAGAAAACAUACAACGAAGGAGGGGAAAAAACUUUACAGGGAACCAUUUCGAUACAGGUCACUUGUUGAGGGAAAAAAAUAUUUUUUCGAAAAAUUUUCCCACGUUUGAACAGGCCCAUUUGGCCAAGUACCUAUUUUUGCCCUCCUCCUUGUCAGUACAAAGUGCCAAAAUAAAAUCCAUGCACUUUAUGCUAAAUGAAAGACUCACCAUAUGCGUCCUGCUAGACCUAAUCGUAGUUCGAAAAAAAAGCAACAUUGUCCAGUCAAGCAUAAAUAAAGAAUUACACAAUAUGUUAAAGAUGCAAAGAAGUAUCCUUCAGUGCAGAUCAUGUAGUAAAGACGUUAUCAUAUGUGGAGAUGUUAAUUUUAUUUUGCCCAAUCUGUACUUAAACACUACUGAUUUUGUAGAGCAUGCGUUUUGUGAAGAAUGCACUACCUUCUCGUUUGAUGCGCUGAACCAUGUUAACCGCAAUAUAUUCCUCUUCCCCAAUUGUUUGUUUUUUCAUUUUAGCUUAGUAAAAGAGAGUCAGCUAGCUGUUAAGACAGAUUCCUUGCACAACUUUCGCUUUUUACUUUUUUGUAAUUCUUGCUACAACUCUCUUGGCUAUUUAGAAAAUCAAAGGAACCACACGUAUUCCCAUCACAAGAAUAAAAACAUGAGUGAUAAGCUUAAAGAUGUUUUUCUAAGUUCACUUCACGAGGGGGACCAAGGCAAAUACACACCACUGGACAGGGCCACUAUGUUGCUGCGCGGUGGCGAUGCUCCACCUAUACACGUUAAUGAAGAGACAGCCAAUUUUGUCCAUCAUGUAGACGUGGCCCCAGAGGAGAAGCAGCAUCGAGGGAGGGAAGCGAACAGUACAUUCCUUUCCGAGGGAAAUUUACAUGAGCGGAGAGAAGACAACGAAAAAGAGAGCAACGUUCAUCUCACAGAAGGUGACAGUAGAGGACAUCUCAACCCUUGCGGGGAGAUCAGCCCCAAGGUGUACCUCCUUAAGCACAAAAUAAAAAUGACCUUAAAUGGGGAAAAUAUCUUCAAAAAUUACAACCACGUACUUUUCCUAAAUGAGUAUAUGCACAAUAAAUGUGAAAAAAAAAACACAACACUUUUUUAUUUAAGGAGUAAGGGAAAAAAAAAAAUAAUCGAAGUCAGGAUAUUCAUAAGGACGCUUUAUAUUUGUAAAAUUUGGGACAAGGCAAAAAAUCUUUCCAUUGUUUUAGGUCUCCAAAAAGUGAUGAAAAUAUUUUUUUGCACAAAAGAAGAAUCCGAAUUGAAGUUCGCUAAUUCAGAAACUAUUGACCUUUCAAGGGAGCUCUACGAGGAUGUAUUAAAAAUGUUGAUCGCGUAUUCCUUUCGAGGGUGCGCCCCCGGAGCGAAGCUGUGCUCAUAUCUCCACCUGGUCCAUUAG